Molecule: messenger RNA, 2189 nt
Organism: Cottoperca gobio
Lineage: Eukaryota; Metazoa; Chordata; Actinopteri; Perciformes; Bovichtidae
Gene: vax1
Product: ventral anterior homeobox 1
Exons: 2
Coding region: 1-597 (198 amino acids)
Biological process (GO): central nervous system development; brain development; regulation of transcription by RNA polymerase II
Cellular component (GO): nucleus
Molecular function (GO): DNA-binding transcription factor activity, RNA polymerase II-specific; RNA polymerase II cis-regulatory region sequence-specific DNA binding
Source: RefSeq, a predicted model, not a curated record
AUGGGAAUACAGCAUGAGUCUCUAAAGGCUCUUUCUCUCAUCUGUCUUCCUCUCCAGGUGAAGGUCUGGUUCCAGAACCGGCGCACUAAACAGAAGAAGGACCAGGGGAAGGACUCUGAGCUGCGUUCAGUGGUUUCAGAAACAGCAGCGACCUGCAGUGUCCUCAGACUGCUGGAGCAGGGUCGGCUGCUGACGCCUCCGGGCCUGUCAGGCCUCCUGCCCCACUGCGGCAGUGGCACACUGGGCUCUGCCCUGCGUCCUCCCUGCAUGGCCAUGGCCAGCAACAGCAGCAACAGCAGCAGCAGCGGCGGCAGUACUGGCACGGCGGGGGGCAGCCCUCCUCUACCAGCCGUCACCAGCUCAGGGACAGUGACUGGCCUGCAGAGCUCAUCAGCGGCUCACGGCCUCUUCACCUUCCCCAUGCCCUCCUUACUCAGCGGCGUCGCCAACCGCAUUUCCUCCAACCCCCUGUCCAUGGCUGGCUCAUUGGCUGGCAACCUGCAGGAACUUUCCGCACGCUACCUGAGUUCCUCUGCCUUUGAGCCUUACUCUCGGACCAAUGGCAAAGAAUCCAUGGAUAAGAAAAUUCUGGAAUGAUGCUUUUAUAAUUUUACAUAGAUGGAUUCCUGUUUCCUCUGGACACAUUUUGGUUGUUUUUCUUGGCUUUUACUGUCUUUGUUUGGUUUUGCUCAUUCUCUUUCAUCUGUCUGUGUCAUGUACUGUAGCAGUUCAUGUAUUCCAGUUGCACAUCUUGUCCAAGGAAGAAAACAAAGACCUACACAAACUCAUCUAACAAAGAGAGGGUGGCUGUGGAAAGAUUUUGCACAAAAUGUUAAUGUAGGACUUUGUUACAGAGGUUUAGAAUGACACUCUGAGGAGAUUACUGAGGGAUCUUUCAGCUUUCUGGUAAACAAAUGUUUAGUCCUAUCUAUUAUUCCAAAAAGAACAAUAUACAGAGGGCCCCGGAGAAUAUGGCUGCUUCAUACCACAAAAGUUCUAUCGCCGCAAGAGAAGUGGUAAAUAGUGUAUAGCGGGAAGUAUGGGAUUGGUGACAGAAAGUGUAAAGUAAUGGUACCUUUCUGAAUUGUGUUUUAUUAUUUGAUUGUGUUGGGUAGAUGCAUGUCACUGAAGUGAGUAGAUGUAGAGAAAGAAAGCGGGUUGUCAAACACCUGAGCAGCGGUUUGGUAGAUCCAAUAAGCAAAUAAAUAAAAAAGUAAAUUUAAAAUGCAGCAUUAUGAAUGAACAAGCAAGGCCAAUUUCUCAAGAUAGAAUUGGGGGAGAAAAAAAUGCCUCUGUUUGAAGGUCACUGCAAGGCCAGUGUCAGAACGGAACAUGCAUCUGACGUGUGAAUGCAAUUUGCUUAUGCAGAUGCCUCGCAAAAAUUCAUCUUACAAAAAGAUCUUUUGUAUAUCCAUUUGUAUUAAGUUUGGACCAGACCAAAACAUAAUCCAGAGAAGGUGUUGUCAUACAGUAUGAUGGUUCAAUUGUUCAGUGUUGUUUUCUCUAUGGUUUGGUGAGGAUUUUAACAUUUUACAAGAAAAUCCUUCACUUUGUGGCAUUUUUGUCUUCAAGAUGCAGUACCUGACUUUUGUUUUUGUCUGUGAUUUUAAUACCACUGUGAGUUUUCAGAGUAUUGGUGUACAGUUUCAAAUCCAUGCAGGAGCUAAGCACAUGAAUGAGUUGCUGAAAGGAGGAGUUCUGAAGAAAAGCUUUUCAGCAUUAGUAAGCUGCUUGCUUUGUGGAACACUACAAGGUAACAGGAUAUUCAAUUAUUAAGACAAUACAAUAACCUUUCCUUCCUAUGUGAACAUUUCAAAAUCCACAAUACAAGACUUUAGGCAGACUGAUGCAUGUGGAGACUGAAUGGAAUUACUGUAGUAUAAAAGUAAUGGAAAUGAGAAAUGUACCUUAAAAUUGUUAUUUUAUUGUAAAUUAUUAACUUCUGUAUCUAAUAGAUUAUUAGUAUAUCUGGAAAAUAAUGAAUGAAUGAAUGUAUUUGCGGGGUUGAGGAAUCAAUCAAAAGCUCUUUGGUGCUGUUGUUGUGAAAUAUCUUGAAAUUUGUGUAACGUGUGGUACAAAUGUGCAUAUAUAUUAUGUAUGGCUACAGACAAAGACAAGUGUUUUUCAUUUUCUUUCAUACAUGUUACUGUGAAUCAAGUUAUGAUAAAAUUCAUGACUGUUAUACCUCA